GUGAUGUGGAUGGAUCUCUUGAAGCUAUUCUGAACAUUCUGGACAGCUAUGAUGCUGAUGAUGAAUGUAAAUUGGCUAUCAUUCAUUAUGGAAUGGGAGAUAUCAGUGAAACUGAUAUAAGUCUUGCUGAAACAUUUAAUGGUGUUGUAUUUGGAUUCAGCGUGAAAGCCAAUGACAGUAUUAAACGGCUGGCUGCUAAAAAGGGAAUAAAAAUUAAGCUUAAUAAUGUCAUCUACAAACUUAUUGAAGACUUGAAAGAUGAGCUAAACAGCAGACUACCCCCAUCUGUGGUGGAGAAUACAAUAGGGGAAGCUUCUGUUCUCAACAUCUUCUUUGUAACAGUAGGAAAGAACAAAAUUCCAGUAGCUGGAUGCAGAGUACAGAAGGGGCUGCUAGACAAAAAAAUGAAAUUUAAGUUAAUCCGUAACGGGGAUGUUAUUUGGAAAGGAUCUUUAUCAUCACUGAAGCAUCACAAAGAUGAUGUCCAGGUAAUAAAAACAGGUAUGGAUUGUGGAUUGAGUUUGGACAAGUAUAUAGAAUUCAAUAUUGGAGAUGAAAUUAUCUGUUAUGAAGAAAAAGAAGUUCAACAGACAACUUCCUGGGAUCCAGGAUUUUAAAAUACAUUUGAAUACAUUAAGAGUAAAGGACAUGUAUUAUUCCUGGCUGGCCUUCAACUCUUGACAUUAAAUGAACUUUCAGAGAU
This is a messenger RNA of Cariama cristata (Red-legged seriema), 703 nucleotides long. RefSeq names its product translation initiation factor IF-2, mitochondrial-like. The transcript has 4 exons. NCBI's taxonomy places the organism in Eukaryota, Metazoa, Chordata, Aves, Cariamiformes, Cariamidae. The record is from RefSeq and is a predicted model, not a curated record. Gene Ontology annotation, biological process: translational initiation. Gene Ontology annotation, molecular function: GTPase activity; GTP binding; translation initiation factor activity. The annotation marks the transcript as partial.